Messenger RNA from Helicoverpa armigera (cotton bollworm), 7094 nucleotides. Its product is annotated as NACHT and WD repeat domain-containing protein 2. The record is from RefSeq and is a predicted model, not a curated record. Gene Ontology annotation, molecular function: protein binding. The coding region runs from base 221 to 5221 and encodes 1666 amino acids. The transcript is spliced from 33 exons. Lineage: Eukaryota; Metazoa; Arthropoda; Insecta; Lepidoptera; Noctuidae.
AUCAUUUGAAGAGACACGUUUUGACAAAAAAAUAAUUAAAUCACCAAAAUUAAAUAAUCGAGUUUCCGAGCAUGUAUCGAUAAGUUUAAUCGAGAUUUUUUGUAAUCGAUACCGGUGUUAGAAUCGGUUUGAAAGUGAAAACUGAUAGUUUUGCUCAUGACCUUUCCAAGGCAAACGUAUUGAUUAAAGUUUUGUAACACCAGGACGUCCAGCCUGAACCAUGGAUGACAGGACCGUGGACCUGAUCUUCGGCGGCUCGCUGAAGUCGCUGCCGCCCGUCAGCUCCAAGAUUGUGAGGAUCUUCACCAGCUCCACUUUCACAGAUACAACGAUGGAGAGAAAUACACUCAUGGCGAAAUGUUACCCGCGCAUCAAAGACUACUGCCGAGAGAAACAUGGCUUAGAGUUUCAGGUAGUGGACAUGCGUUGGGGCGUCCGAGACGAGGCGACGGAUGAUCACAUGACCACAGAGCUGUGUAUGCGAGAGAUUAAGAAUUGCCAGCGACUGUCUAUGGGACCUAACUUCGUCGUGUUCCUUGGACAGAAAUAUGGUUACAGGCCAAUUCCAACAUACGUCCUCUCAUCAGAACUACAAAUGCUGAAGGAUGAGCUGGUGGCCGGAGGAGUGGACGUCAUACUGCUGGACACCUGGUACAAGAAGGACUCGAACGCGGUACCUCCCGUGUCGGUGCUGCAGCCUAUAUCGUCUAUAUUGAUCAAUUUUAACAAUAAGAGGGUACCAAAACUCCAAGCUGAAGAUCAAGCAGUAUGGUGGGAUACGCUCGGCAAGAUGCAGAAGCUGUUCCGCAAGGCUUCGCUGCAGCUGUACAAUGCUGGCAAGAUCGACAAGGAUUGUAUGCACAAUUAUUUUAUGUCUGUAACCGAACGCGAAGUAAUAAACGGCGUGCUGAACGUGAAAAACACGAAGAACCACUGCUUGGCCUACGUCAGAUACAUCAAUAACAUCAAUCUGCAGAACUUGAAGAAAGCCAGCAACUUUGUGGACAUCAUCAACAGGAGCUUGGAUGCAGAGGCCUCGAAGCUGUUAGCUGAUCUCCGUGAUGUCAGGCUCCCUGAUAAGAUUGAGACUACUAAUAUUCAGAAAUACACUGUGGAGUGGAUCGGCCGUGAGGGUUUGGAUACGGAGACACACAGCGAGUACCUCGGCCACUUCAUUGCUCACUUCUAUAAGAAUAUCGUCAAACUUGUGGACAGAGCAAUGCGCAAAGAAGACAGCAGUGCUCAAGGCGUGAUAGUGACGGAAAUACUGCAACAUCUGCACGCUUGCAAUAACUCUGUGAAGGUGUUCCAUGGCAGAGAACCUGAUCUGGACUUCAUUGAGGACUAUAUGAAGAAUUCCUCUGAUAAACCACUUGUUUUGUAUGGAGAAGGUGGUUGUGGAAAAACCAGUCUUCUAGCUAAAAGCGCCGCCAUGUCACUGAACACCUGGUUUGCUGAAGUGAAACCUACCAACAUCAUCAGGUUCCUUGGAACAACUCCUGACUCCAGCGCUCUUACACCCACUCUCAUUUCGAUUUGCCAACAGAUAUCAUACAACUUCGCCCUCCCCUUCGAGGGUAUCCCAGAUGACCUGGUGCCCCUCACAGCUCACUUCAAGCAUCUCCUCACGAUGGCUACCCAGCAGCAGCCGCUUCUUCUCUUCUUGGAUUCAGUAGACCAGCUCACUGGGAUAGGCACGGAGAAUAAUAAGGUUUCUUGGUUGCCUACCAGAUUGCCGGCACAUUGUAAGAUAAUAGUAACAUGCGCGUGUGAGGAAGCGAAUCCAGAGGUAUCGAAGGAGUACGACGUGCUGCGGAGAAUGAUUGACUCUGAAGAGAACUUUCUGGAAGUGAAGGCUCUUGGAGAGGAUCUGGCUAUGCAAGUUCUCAAGUUAUGGAUGGCAUCAGCAGCUCGUGACUUGUCAAACUAUCAAUGGCGUCUGGUGUCCAAUGCCAUCGCCUCAUGCUCUCUACCAAUAUUUGUGAAACUUGUUUUUGCUGAGGUAUGUAGAUGGAGAAGUUAUACAAAGCCUCAAGACACACAUUUGGCGUCCACUGUCAUGGACUCCAUUAUGAUGCUGUUUGAGAGAAUUGAGAAACAGCACGGCCGUCUCCUGGUCUUCCACGCUCUAGCCUACAUCACUGCAGCUCGCAGUGGUCUUUCGGAAACAGAACUAGAAGACCUGAUCUCCUUGGAUGAUAAAGUCCUGGAUGACGUCUACCAGUACCAUUUGCCGCCUGUGAGAAGAAUCCCACCUCUGUUGUGGACUAGGAUCCGCAACGAUCUCCCGAACUACCUCUCAGAGCGUGAAGCCGAUGGCGUCUCCGUGAUGAACUGGUACCACAGGCAGUUCCGCGACACCGCCCGGGAGAGAUACUUCAAGAAUAUGAACAUGGCCAUGUAUUUCCAUUCUAUGAUCGCUGAUUAUUAUCUUGGAAUCUGGGGUGGUGGAAUCCCAAAACCCUUCAAGUACACGGAGAUCCAGCGCCACCGGUUCAACCUGGCUGACCGCGAGGGUGUGGCUGACAGGAAGGUGCCUCUCCAGCCGCUCAUCUUCAUGUCCGCUGAUGGAGCUAAUAGGAGAUAUAAUUUGAGGAAGUUCGGCGAGCUCCCAUUCCACCUGGUUCGCUCCAAGCGGUUUACCGACCUCUAUGCUGAAGUACUCUUCAACUACGAGUGGCUCCAUGCUAAGCUGAACUGCUGCCCCCUCCAAGCAGUGCUGGCUGACUUCGAAGAUGCUAAGUUGCAUGUUAAUAAGGAUGCUGUCAGAGAACUCAUGCUCGUAGCAGAUGCCCUCCGCUUAGGAGGUGCUAUCCUCGGCACGUACUCCGACAUGUUAGCCCCUCAACUAGUGGGGAGGCUACUGCCAGAAGCCCCCCACAACCCUGCCAUAGCCUCGCUGCUGAAGCAGUGUGUUCAUAAUGGGAAGACCCAUUGCGCUUUGCUGCCUUCUCAUCAUUGUUUGCAUACACCGGGUGGGCCUUUGAAGUACUCCCUAGAAGGUCACCAGUUUGCAGUCUUCGCCUUCAAGCUCAGUUCUGACAAGCGCUACGUGGUCUCCAUCUCCAGCAGGGUGAUAUCCUGGGACCUGUCCACAUCAGACCUGGCGAGGGACCUGUGUCCUCAACUUGAAGGUAUCAUGCAGAACUUGGAACUCUCACCAGAUAAUAAGUGGGCAGCUGCUUCUACUAAUAAUUCUGUGUCGAUGCUCCUGAAUAUGCUGACCAGUGAAUAUAUUACAAUCGAUAACCCGCUCAAUGAAGGAGAGACUGUCCGUGGAGUCUUCGUGCUGAAUCACCACAUGUUCAUCUACGGCCCCCACUCCUGGGUGCAGUACAGCAUGAGAGGGGAACACGAGCAGACGCUACCAGCUCCUGACACUGCACCCUAUGAUGAUGUCAACUGGGAGAUACUUUCAAUGGACUUCCGUGACCUGGAGAACUUCUUCGUGGUGAUGUGGAGUGGUGACCUGGAUGAGGACCGGCUUCUGGUCCACUUCUGCAAGAAUGGCGAGUGGAUGCAACCACUGAGGUGCAGGGGAGCUGUGACUAUGAGCAAGCAUUGGACUAAGGUGUAUUGUAGUGACCCUGAGAGAGGGUAUCAGAUAUCGAUAUAUGAGCUGGACAUGGAAGAGAAGUGCUGGAAGAAGACGGAGGAGAUCUUCCACCAGGAGACAGACACGGCCGAGGCGAUGCUUCAGCUCAAACGCGGGAAGAAGGAUCGGAUGCUGUUUGCCACAACUACAUACAGUUUUGUCGUCUGGGACUUUGAUUACACAAUCCCCAGAGUUAAACCUGAACCAGACCCUAAAGAAAAUGAUAAAGAUGAAGAUGAGGAGAAGCCCGAAGAACCAGAGAUAGAUCACCGUCUCCACGGCAUAGUCCUGAAGCUGCCUCACACGAUCCGCAACAUCUCCACCAAGAUGACUCUCUCCAACUCCUUCAUGAUCAGCAACAAUAAUACUUAUGCUGUUGCUGGAGUCAGAAAAAACCUCUACGUCUGGAGUUUGGAGACCACUAAACUGAUCAAGGUGUUAGACGCCCACUUCGGCAGGAUAGUCCAGCUCGAACCCUUGACUGUUGGGUCCUGGAACAAUGUGAUCACCUCUUCCAUUGAUAGGACAGUCAAGAUUUGGAACAUCGACAAUAUUUUUGAGCAAGUUCAUAAGAUUGAUCGGCAAGAGCUACCUAUUGAUUCUAUUAGCCUAGCCCGUGACAAACACCUAGCAGUGACAGUGACUCGAAGCUGUUGGGGUCUUUGGGACACCAGCACGGGGAAGCUGCUGGCCCAACUAGCUGAAGCACCACUUGGAGCCAUCGUCACCCAUGCGGUCAUCACUCCUAAUGGAGAUAAUGUGGUUACUGCAGAGUCUGGCAGCGUGGUCAUUUGGGAUACGCCGGAGAAACAGGCAAUAUUCAAAGAAGAACAGAAAGGCAUCAAGCAAGUCCUACUUCUGGAAGACGGUACCAAGUUCAUCACGAUAUCCAUGCAGGCUACAGGCAACGACAGCGUUGACAAUAUCGGAAUGGCACAUAUUGUAGCUAGGACAAUUCCCGAGGGUGAGAAAAUUUAUAACGCCGAAUAUGAAAUCCGAGGAACUGGGUACAAGUCAGCUGUUGUGUCAGCUGAUGAACAUCACAUCGUUGCUCCGGGAGUCGACAAGUCUUCCAGGGAUUGUCUGCAUGUGUUCCAUGCAAAGACUGGUGCGAGGCUGCACAGGAUCCCCAUUAAGAACAGUGGCAUCAAAGACAUGCAGUCCAUAGUGGCUUUGCCCCAUAAGCCGCUAUGGGUGGCCGUAGUGGGAAACGAUAAAGCUGGAAUACUAGAUAUCAAAACUAAGAGGCAUAUUAGAUUCGUCCCCCGUUGGAACGGCUCUUGCACACGCGACGGCAAGAUAGGCCUUUGCGCUCCAUCCCGAGGUGGCUUGGACCUCAUAGAGCUGAAGAAAGGCACUUCAGUCCAGCAGCUGAUCUACAGGGCUGCUGAGGGCGUCUUCUCUAUCAUUACCAUGUUCAGCUCCACGGAUGACUAUGUGUUUUAUUAUCAUAGUGGGAGGAAGACGCUGAGGGUUUUCAGGACGGUAGAUGGUCGUGCCAUAGCGGAAUACCGAGCUCCGGCAGAAGUGACCGGCGUGGCCAGCGCUCACGGUGGAAAAGCAGUAGCUAUAGCUUCCCAAGAUGGCUGUCUAACUGUGCUGGAUAUUGUAGAUCCUCAUGUUUAGUUGUGAUUUGUAUGGUGCUUGGUUAUAGCCUAGUGUUGAGAGCAGGUUAGGGAAUACAUCAUCUUCCUUUUUCCCAAAGGUUAAUUUAGCUGCUCUUAUACUACUUUAUUAUUUGGUGUAAGCAUGUCAGCUUCUUCCAGGCUUUCCUAUCUAACGUCAUUUUCCAAGUAACAAGGGUUAAGAUGACAACGUAAUUUGGGUUUCUGUAGCUAUUGAGAAAGUACCUUUAUUAUUUUUUAUUUUUUUAAUAAUAGCGUUGUGAGACAUGCCAUGGACUAUCUUGUAAAGUUAGUUGGUAAUUUUGAAAUGUUACUAGUUAAUGACUUGGUCAAGCAUUUGUAAUUGUUCACAGAAUCUAAAAUUAACAAAGAAGACAAAAUAGUAAGAAGUUUUACAUGAUUAAGUUAAAUAGGCUAUCCUGCUCUCAACUGGGCUUAACUUACAAAACACUGAAUCGAUUGCUCUGUGAUAGUAAGGAUGUGAAACUAAGAAGGUUAUGAUAAGGAUCUCAGAAAGUUGUGCUAAUGUCGGAUAAUACUUUCUAUUGAAGCACGUAGUACGUAGGACAUCACUUGUAGACAAAAUUAGUGUAAAGUUCAUGCCAGAAUGACGCGAUGGUUUGGAGACAAUCAAAGUACAACCUACUUGUAAGUUUAAAUUCUUCAAAGAAGGUUCAUCAAUCAAUCAUCGAUCAAUCUUUAAUUUGACAUUUGUCUAGUUAGUUCCAGUAACUGAUCAAGCCUAACUUACGUUGCUUGACCUCCAAGAAUACGCCGGACCUACCUACCUUCCUUAUGGCAUCUCCGCUAUCUUUUCUCCCUCCGUGGUUCCAAGUUUGAUAUUGAAAGUUAUUUUUAACCAAUUUGAAUUAACAAAUUGUAGCCUCGCAAAGUUCUGGUGUUAACUGUACUGUUAGUAGUAGAAAUUCCAGUAGUAUGUAGCUCUAGUCAAAUGUUCUAGUCAAUUCAAUUUAAUCUGAUUGUAGGAAAAGUCAUUUUUAAUUUUAUUAGGUGUUGACAAACUUGAGGCUUCUGUUUAUUGUUGGUAGGCUCUAGCUCCGAUAAAUUAAGCUAUUGGCAAUCUACGGUACAUAAAUGAUUUAAUUACGUUUUGCUUUAAUAAUGCUAAAUUCAGUUAUAUUUUAAGACAAACAGUUGAAACGAUUUACUAUUAUGAAUACUCUACAUAUACUUUUUUUACUAGUCCGUGUCUACAUAUAAAAAAAGUUUUCACAAAAUUAUGUGGCGGGGAUCAGCUACUAAAUAAUAUCGAGUUUAUACUUAUUGGAGAAAGAACUUAUCGACUAAUUACUAUUAUGGCUAAACGUUUAAAUGAAAUAGUUAAUUCAUUUACAAUUCUUUGUAUCAGUCAUCGUCUGGUUCGAAAAUAUAUAUUUUGACGUUUUGUAAAGACUUUAAAUAUUUAUUGUUGGUGUUUUUUUGUGUUUAUUAAAGAAUUCAGCAAUUUUGUGAAUUAUUUUAACGUUGAGUUCCUAUAUAUCAAAUCUUUAAAAAUAAACUAUUUUUAUGAUACCUCAUAAUAGUACCUGCAUGUAACCAUACCUCACAUAAAUCUAUAUUUCUUGUUAUAUUCCAAAAUAUUUAAGACUACAUAGUCAUUUCACAACAUAUUUUUUAAAGUUAUAAUUUUUUUUAUUUAUGUAUUUGAAAUUGUAGAAAAUAUGUUGUAAAAUGACUGCACAGUAUUAUUAUUAUGGGCCGGUUUCACUGGUUACCGAUAAAUUAUCAGUUAGUUAUCUGAUAGUUAUUGCUAUCUGCCAGAUAGAGACUACUUAUAGUUUCGGAUAGUUAUUGCUAUCCGAGACCUGUAAAACUAAAAGUUAAAGUUUAUCUGUCAGAUAAGUUCCUGAUAG